AUGUCUCCUCCUACGAAAUACGCCGUCGCUUUGUUCCCGGGUUUUCAAGCUCUCGAUGUUUUCGGACCUCUCGAUACCCUGAACUGGACAUCCAGACGACAGCAUUUCGAACUCUCGCUUCUUCACACUUCGCUUGAACCAGUAUCCACUCAGUCAGAGGGCAUUCCCGCUUGUAUUGGGCAGAGUGUUGUCCCGACUCAUACCUAUGACACUGCUCCGGAAGAUAUCGAGGUUCUGAUUGUGCCGGGCGGCUUUGGUGCCAGGGAUCCAAAGAAUACCGAGCGAGUGCGGGAGUUUGUUAAAGAGAGAUAUCCGAAGCUGAGAUAUCUCUUGACUGUCUGCACGGGAAGUGUAAUUGUGGCUCAGACAGGACUUCUUGAUGGCAAGAAUGCUACUAGUAACAAGCUAGCCUUCGAAUGGGUCCUGACUCAAGGUGUCAAUGUCAAGUGGGCAAGAAAGGCUAGAUGGGUGGUAGAUGGAAAUAUCUGGACAGCCUCGGGCAUCUCGGCUGGUAUUGAUAUGACCUAUGCAUUUAUCGCGGAUCAGUAUGGACAAGACGUUGCAGACGAUACAGCUAAGGGAUCUGAGUAUGUACGCAACACUGAUCCUAACGAAGAUCCAUUUGCUGUUUAA
This is a messenger RNA of Fusarium coffeatum, 633 nucleotides long. RefSeq lists its product as uncharacterized. The record is from RefSeq and is a predicted model, not a curated record. The transcript has 2 exons. NCBI's taxonomy places the organism in Eukaryota, Fungi, Ascomycota, Sordariomycetes, Hypocreales, Nectriaceae. Bases 1 to 633 code for a protein of 210 amino acids.